UCAUAGCAAUUUUUGGUGAACAUAUAUAUGUUACAAAUUGUGUUCUCUACUCAUAAAAUUAUGAACAUCUUGUGAGUUUUUGGAGUGUCAAUACGUAUUAUGUAAAUGUGUAUUUAGUAUUGAUAAUUAUGAGAUACUCUGUGAUAUUAUUAAAUGAGGUGGGAAGAUUGUGUACGCCAAUUAGAUAUGCUUAUGUUUCAAUUCAUGCAUAGUAUAUGAAUUUGUUGUCUGGGCCCACCAAAAGUCAUUCAAUAAUUUCAGCUUGUUCCGAUUACACUCGUAGAAGCUAAUCUAUGAUUCUGAUCUUGUGCUUUAUUGUUAUUAUUAUUAUUAUUUUAUUUUAUUUUUAUCAUUUACUAACACGCCAUUCAAAUUUAAGCGUGGUUGAUUUAUGCUUUUGGAUUAAUGAAAUCACGGACCUUUGGUCCAUUCUAAAGGACUUUGAGUUUUGAUUUGUAUAAUAUGAUGCAUUAUUUGCUUGUAUUAUAUAUUUAUUAGUUUAAUAUGAGUAGGUGAUUGUGUUUUUCAUUGUACGAUGGAGCUGUUGUCUCUUUGUGAGUUUACAAGUUUUAAUAAUUGGUUAUAUACGCUAGCACCAAUGGACUGUAUUAUUAUAUUUUGUUUUGUGUAUCGAACUGGGGGUAAACCACUGACCGAAACAGUGCAUGUUUUGUUUAUAAUAUAAACAUUAAUAAUGCAGUGAUAUAUUUGCAUGCUGUCGUGUAUUGCUUAUAUAAAACUUGAUUAUUUUAAGGUAUACAUUGAAUGGCAUUAAGCUUGUUCAUGGAAAAAAUUCGCCAUGUUCCUAGAUGUUUCGGUUAUCAAAAUCACACUUGUCGGACGGUCAACUGUAAUCUUCUAUUUUUGGCUUUUCUAACAUUACCGCACGGGUGCCUUCCUGCAGCUUCUACCCAUGUGCAUGAUUUCCUGUGUUCUGUAAGACUUGUGUGAAACCUUGUGCAUUCAUGUGCUUCGUAGGAGGGGGAAGAAGGGAUUGAUGUAAGAAACAUGACAGAACACAAAAGAAGCCCCUGCUCUGUUGAUCAAAGCAAUUUUACUUCUCUUGCAUCCAAACGACAUAAGACUGAUUUGUCCAUCUCCACAAAGGAGAGGAAAGAGAAGCUUGGUGAACGGAUUGUAGCUUUGCAACAGCUUGUUUCGCCAUAUGGAAAGACAGACACAGCUUCAGUCCUGCUGGAGGCAAUGGAUUACAUACGCUUCCUUCAUGAACAAGUUAAGGUGUUGAGCGCUCCAUACCUUGAAAGCACACCAACAGCUAAGAUGCAGGAAUUAGAGCCAUACAGCUUGAGAAGCAGAGGUCUGUGCCUUGUUCCUGUCUCUUGUACUGCCGGAGUUGCUCAAAGUAAUGGUGCAGAUAUCUGGGCCCCCAUUAAGAAUACUUCCCCCAAGUUUGAGAACGCUAUCUCACAAUUCCAUUGAUACAGAUCAAUGCUCAGCAACCAAAAUGGUCUUGAAGAUGGAUGCCAGAUUGAGGCUGUGUAAAGGGUAACCAAUUUCGUUUCUAAAGCACAACCCAUUUUUUGUGAGGCAGAUUCGGAUUCAGUAACUGAAAUUUUUAGCAUGACGCCCUUCAAUGUAAUUCUGUGAUUGAAUGUAGUCAUGCUUGAACUCCAUCUAAUGCAGGCCCCAACCAUUCUGGUUUUAAACUGGUGGUGGGAUAAGCUUCUAGUACGGUACCUCGAUUGUAUACUUAAAUGAAUCUACAAAAUGUAUAUUUAUAAACUUGUGUUGUACAAUGAUUCUGACCAUGAAUUAAUGAAUAUAUGGUGGGGAAUAUAAUGGUAUGAUUUAUAGCGUA
Messenger RNA from Prunus dulcis (almond), 1819 nucleotides. RefSeq names its product transcription factor bHLH153. Gene Ontology annotation, biological process: regulation of transcription by RNA polymerase II. The record is from RefSeq and is a predicted model, not a curated record. Gene Ontology annotation, molecular function: RNA polymerase II cis-regulatory region sequence-specific DNA binding; DNA-binding transcription factor activity, RNA polymerase II-specific; protein dimerization activity. Gene Ontology annotation, cellular component: nucleus. NCBI's taxonomy places the organism in Eukaryota, Viridiplantae, Streptophyta, Magnoliopsida, Rosales, Rosaceae. The transcript has 6 exons. Bases 1009 to 1440 code for a protein of 143 amino acids.